AGGCAGCACGACACGUUGAACGUGUCAAGUGCAUCAGGGCAACAGCGCUCCCACCCCGCUUUGUCUUCACAUGCGCGGGCAAACAAGUGCGCCUUCGCCACAUCGAACCGCCAAACGAUAUGAGCAACAGGCUAUGCCUGACGUGCCAGCGCGUUCACAACAGAGAGCAACAGCAGGUCAACACCCACAGCACCAGCACCAGCACCAGCAGCAGCGGCAGCAAGGCAGCACCAGCAUGAGCGGACACACCCACGCGCAAUGGUCGCCACCGCGUACCCCACAACAGCAGCAAGCACAGCAAUACGGCAGCCAUGGCAGUGCAGAGGCAUCGCGCCGCCCACAUGCCCGAACGUCAUCCUCAUCGUCGGGCAAGUCGCCACGUGCCAGCAGGAAGAUGCGCAGCAGCCCCUUACGCGACCGCGUGCGAGGCCCGGGCCGGGCCAACACGGACGCCCUGCAGUGGGAGGAUGUGAUACACAGCCCAGCAAAGACACCUGUGGCUUCGUCCAAUCCCGGCUCAAAGCCAGGGUCCUCCCGGCCAACGCCUGUUGAGAAGCAGCCCGCCUUCCGCAACCACCAGCCAGCGUAUCCGGGCACGUCGCCAAAGACCUUCUAUGCCACCUCCGUGGCCCACCCGAGCCAGCAGGGCGCGGGCCUCGUGCCUGCGCCACGCAGCCCCUAUGCAGCCCACCAGCAACAACAACAUCAUCAUCAGCAACACCACCACCACCAGCACCGCCAGGCAGGUCGGCCUGCUCCUCCUCCAGCGUCUACUGCAGCAACAGCCCCACACCAUCACCACCACCACCCACCUGCGCACGCCUACCACCCGCUGUACCAGCCACCCAAGAUGCUGCAGUACAGCCGCGGGGCUGCCUCGUCGCCAUCGCCAUCGUCCCCGAUGCAGUCGACGGACGACUUGCGCCGGUUUGAGGCAGCGGAGAUCAAGUAUCUGCAGGACAAUCUGCUCGCCGCCCGCCGCGACCUCAUUGACGCACACAAGCAGCUUGACGUGACGAGCUACAAGCUCUCUGGUGCCCUCAUGUCCAUCAACUACUUCUGGGCGCCAGAACUGGACAAAGUUCGAAAGCGCCUUCAAAUUGAGAAGCAGCAGCGGGAGGCAGCAGAGGUGCUGCUGAAGGAACACGAGAUCAAGGCACAUCGCCAAAGCGCCCAGAUUAACAACCUCAAGGCGUCGUUGAAUGAGCUGUUGAGUGCAACUGCACAGCGGGACGAUUUGCACUCAGAACUGCAGCAGAUGCUCUCCUUCGCAAACACCGCAGACACACGCAUGGUGAGCGAUGUCGAUGAUGACGACAACGCGUGGAUCGAUCCAUCUCCACUGCUCGCAGAUUCAGACAUUCACCGCCGCCUCAGCCGCAGCCAGGCCCAGGUUGGCCAGUUGCAGCUGCGCAUUCGUGAGUUGGAGGAGAUGAACGCGCGUCUCAAGGCAUCAACAGCCGUCAGCGCCGAUGCUGAUGGCGAACAGGCGGCCGCAGACACACACGCACGCGAAGCAGGUGGUGAUGAUGACCACGAUGAUGGCGUGAAGAUCCCAUUCGUUCGCUCGUCAUCGUCAACAGCAGCGGCAGCAGCGGCAGCCACAAGUCGCCUGGAGGCCGAGCUGGAAGUGAAGAAGGAAGCCAUCGAGAAAUUGGAGGAGACCGUUCGCGAUCUUGAGCGGCGUUUAGAACGCGAGACGGAUGAAACGUCCGCUUUGCGCCAACACGCAGACAGCAUCACUGCAGAUCGCGACAGGCUGCUGCGGGAGCUUGAGCAGAUGGCCGACAGCCAGGCCGCCGCGUCCGAGGAGCACUCCACCCGCGAGAUCGUCCUCCAACACCAGGUUGAUGAGCUGAACCAGCAGCUGCGCACCGCGGAAACAAAGAUCGCCACACUGGAGCACGAGCGCGGUGUUGGCGCUGCCGAGGCGGAGCAGCUGCGAUCGGACAUGGCAGCGCAGACGAGGGAGGGCGACGAGGCCAUACAUACUCUCAAGGAGGCGUUGGCGAGCGCGCGCGUGGCGCUGUCGAGUGUUCGCGAGGAGAAGGACGAGCUGCUCGCACGCAUUGAUGACAUGCGGGAAGAAGCCGAUACAAGGCAACGUGACGCAACCGCAGGGGUUGAUGACAUCAGGCGCAAACUCGCAGCCGCUGAGGAGGAGCGAGACGAGCUGAGACGCACCGUCUCUUCCCUGCAGGCGCAGGCGGACGACAACGCCGACAUGCAGGCGACGCUGACGUCACUGGAGGAGGAGUUGAAGGAAGUGCGGUCCUCCCAUCGCGCGAAGGAGGAAGACCUUCAAGGCGAACUGGCGGACUUGAGCCGGGAGGCGCACGCCCAGCAAGAACAGAUCAGAUCGCUGGAACACGAACUCGCUGCAUUGCGAGCACAGAACCAACAGCUGUCCACAGAGAAGGAGUCUGAGAGCGAUCAGACGUCAGCGGAACUCGCUGCCGUCCGCGCACAAAACACCGAACUCACACGCGACGUGCAGCAACUGAAGCAGUCGCUCAGCACUGCCGAGCAGCGCGUUGCCGACCUCACGGCAGCAAAGUCCCGCUUGGCGCAGGAGCUGGAGGACGCCGUCGCAGAGAAGGACAAGAUUGCAAAGAAGCACGAGCGCGCACGCAAACGCCUGCAGGAGGUGGAGGCAGAGACCCAGGCCCAGCUGAGCAAGCGGGAGCACGACCACUCUGCGGCCAUGGCUGCCCUUCGUCUCGAGUUUGAGGCAGCAGAGGGCGCACGCACACGCGCAGAGACGAAAGCACGCACACAUGAGCGCAAAGCGCGAAAGGCGGCAGAGGACCUUGCCGACGCGAGGAAGGAACUUGAAGCGAAAGCAGCAGCCGUGGAGACGCUGACAGCGACGAACGCAGACAUCAAACGGGAGAUGAAGCAGCUGCGAAGGCAAUUUUCAUCGCAGCGGGAGGAGCUUGUGCGUGCGCAGAAGCAGCUGGCGGCGGCACAGGAGAAGGCGACGCAAGACCAGCAGCAGCACUCGGAAAAGGCCAAGCAACACGAGGCAAACAUGACGACGCAGCAGCAGCAGCUGUCAAACCUGCAGCGGAAGUACGCUGCGCUUGAGAAGGAAAAGGCUGAGGCCAGCAGCGCGGCUGCGUCUGCGCAUGCGCAGGUGCGGGAGAUGGGCCAGCAGCUGUCGGACGUGCUCUCGAGCAAACUGCAGGCGGAGCGCACCGCCCGCCAGCUGCAAGCUGACCUCGACGACAAGUCGCGGGCGGUGCAGGACUUGACGCAGCAAGUUCGCGAUCUCUCCAACAAAAUCAUCUUUGAGAAGAUCAAUGUCCUCCUCCUGCGCAUUGAGGACAAGGAUUCUCGCAUCGCUGCCCUUGAAAUGCAAGGCGCCGAUCGUCAUCGUGAUGAAAUCGAACGCUUAAGGCGCGAGCAGAAGGAGGAGUUGGCAGCGCUGAAGGAGCAGUACAAGAAACGCCAGGCGCUGGAUGCAUAUGAUGAAGCGAACGGGUCUUCGCAACAGCCUGUCGUCGACAGAGACACGCUCAUUGAAACACUCGAGAUCCGGCAGACGGAGGCGCGCCGGUUCCGGCGAUACAUUGACCAGCUGCUGGGCGAAGUGUUGCAGCAGGACAGCGGCGUGCAGACGUCCAUUAUGACGGGUCUUCCACGCCUCCAGCAAGAUGAGCCAGUUGACCCAGCCUCCUUCCCGGACCUGUCGACGGAGGAGUUGAAGGAGCAUGUGCACAAACAGGAGGAGGACAACAACUUGCUCGAGACUUACAUUAACGAGCUUCUAAAGCGCAUCGUGGAGCACCGCCCGUCCAUCUUGGAGGUGAUGGCGUUCACCACCAACGGCAUGGCCAUGUCAUAGACUGCAGGAACGAACACACCUUGUACAGCUGUCGUGUGUGUGUGUGUUUCAGUUGGAGCGUGACGUGAGGUUGUAUUGAUGCGUGUCAUCAGCGCUGAUGUGUGUCGGUUUCAAUGUCGUUGUUGUGUAUUUCCUUUCAACUGGCUGAGGAUAACUGUGUGGCGUGCACGCUGGCUGGCCAAGCUAUGCCUUGUGCAGUGGCCGCAAAAACCACAUCCCAGACCCAGGCGAGCACUUGUCAAUACAUUUCCAGUUAAUCAAUCAAGCAAGGAGGAACAAAAGACGCAUCAAGAGGGGC
Messenger RNA from Salpingoeca rosetta, 4145 nucleotides. RefSeq lists its product as uncharacterized. The coding region runs from base 71 to 3847 and encodes 1258 amino acids. The transcript has 23 exons. NCBI's taxonomy places the organism in Eukaryota, Choanoflagellata, Craspedida, Salpingoecidae. The record is from RefSeq and is a predicted model, not a curated record.